CACGGAGGAGUCUCGUUCACCUCCUGUGAAGUUGUUUCGGCGUGUCUGCCCUCACCACCCCCCACUCCCUUUUUCCACUUGGGCGAACCGAACCCGAUCCAGAUCCGACACUCAACGUAUCUGCAGCCACCAUGUCCACCUCGGAUGAAGUGGAUGGACUGAUUCGUCCUCAUUAUGGCUCUGUUCUUGAUGAUGAGAGGCUCACUGCGGAAGAGAUGGAUGAGAGGCGAACACAAAAUGUGGCCUAUGAGUACCUGUGUCAUUUGGAGGAAGCCAAAAGGUGGAUGGAGGCCUGUCUGGGUGAGGAACUGCCACCAACCACUGAGCUAGAGGAAGGUCUGAGGAAUGGAGUCUACCUUGCCAAGCUGGGGAACUUUUUCAGCCCUAAAGUGGUGUCCCUGAAGAAGAUUUAUGACCGGGAACAAACCAGAUACAAUGCAACUGGUCUCCACUUCAGACACACAGACAAUGUGAUUCAGUGGCUCAAUGCGAUGUCUGAAAUAGGUCUUCCAAAGAUCUUUUACCCAGAGACGACAGAUAUCUAUGACAGGAAGAACAUGCCUCGCUGUAUAUACUGCAUCCAUGCUUUAAGCUUGUACUUGUUUAAAUUGGGCCUUGCUCCACAAAUUCAAGACCUUUACGGGAAGGUAGAAUUUACAGCUGAAGAGAUUAACCUAAUGAAGAGUGAGCUGGAGAAAUAUGGCAUUCAGAUGCCGGCCUUCGGUAAAAUUGGAGGAAUUUUGGCCAGUGAGCUGUCUGUGGAUGAAGCCGCAUUGCACGCAGCAGUGAUUGUCAUUAAUGAAGCAAUUGACAGAAGAGUUGCUGCCGAUACCUUCACCGCACUUAAGAAUCCCAAUGCCAUGCUUGUAAACCUUAACGAGUCCUCGGCCACUACUUAUCAGGAUACACUUUACCAAGCAAAGCAGCAUAAAAUGGAAAAUGCAAGAAAAAGGAUGACAGCAGACAAUGCAGGAGCUGAAAGGGAUGUUUAUGAGGAACUUCUUACCCAGGCAGAGAUCCAAGGCAACAUUAACAAAGUGAAUCUAAAAGCAGCUCUAGAAAGGGUUGACCAGGCUUUGGAGAAGGAGAACCCACAACUGCUGUUUGAGGCUCUGAGUUUGCCUGCACUUUCACUUCGGGCAUUACAGAGAGACAACUCGGACUGGUAUCUGAAGCACCUUCAAAGUGAGAAGCUGCAGAAACAGGAGAAUGGCCUGACGGGACCGCUGCAGAAGGAAGAGUUACAAGCUGGGGUUGAUGCAGCGAACGGUUCAGCUCAGCAGUUCCAGAGAAGGCUGGCUGCGGUGGUUCGGAUAAAUAAUGCUAUCCGGAAAGGCGUUGCGGAAGAGACUGUGCAAGAGCUGAUGAACCCUGAUGCUCAGCUGCCGGAGGUGUACCCAUUUGCUCAGAAUCUUUAUCAGAACGAGCUGGCAACAUUACAACAACAAAGUCCAGAGGGUAACCUUACUCACCCAGAACUUCUAGUUGCUGUAGAGAUGCUAUCCUCUGUGGCUCUCAUGAACAGAGCUCUGGAUACAGGCGAUGUCAAUACGGUCUCGAGGCAGCUGACCAACGCAGUUACUGGACUAAUGGAUGUGGAGGAUGAGAAUUUGCAAAGGUACAUCGAUGAACUGAUCAGACUUAAACAUCAGGCACGGGAAGAAGGAACUGAGUUUAUUACAUGGAAUGAUAUUCAAGGAUGUGUGAACCACAUUAAUAACAUGGUACAUGAGGAGCAUGCCAGGAUUUUAGCCAUUGGGGUCAUUAAUGAAGCUUUGGAUGAGGGUGAUGCCAAGAAGACAUUGCAAGCUUUACAGCUACCAGCAGCAAAGUUAGAAGGAGUGGACCCAAAUGUCGCCCAACAUUACCAGGAUACAUUAGUCCGAGCAAAAAGAGAAAAAGCCCAGGAAACAAAAGAUGAUUCGGCUGUUCUUUGGUUGGAUGAGAUUCAGGAUGGAAUCGUACGGUCCAACAAGGAAACUGAAGAUGCCCAGAAAUUCUCAGUUGGUAUUCUGGCUAUUAACGAGGCAGUGGAAAAAGGCGACAGUGCACAGACUCUUAGCGCCCUGCGAUCUCCAGACGUUGGACUAUAUGGGGUAACCUCAGAGUGCGCCCCAACAUACCACAACGAGCUGGCUGACCUGAAGAAGAGUAAAUCCGCAGAAGGGGACAAUGGAAGUGAUUGGGUGCAGCACUGGGUUAAAGGAGGCUAUCAGUAUUACUUUAACCUGAAUACUAAUGAAGGUGGAUGGGAAGAACCCACAGGAUUCAUUCAGAAUAACACUCAGCUCUCCAAGGAGGAUAUUCAGAGCACCAUUUCCGGUGUGUCUGCGGCUUACAACAGGGAGCAGCUAUGGUUGGCCAAUGAGACUCUGAUUACAAAGCUGCAGGCCAGGUGCCGGGGCUACCUUAUGCGCAAGAAGUUCACAUCCAGGAAGAACUUCCUGGAGUCGCAAAUCCCAGCUGUUACCUGCAUCCAGGCUCACUACAGAGGACAGAAGCAAAGAAAGGAUUACAAAGAUCGUUUGCAGCACCUCAAAGACCACACUCCUGAGGUUGUAAAGAUCCAAUCCUACACCCGAAUGUAUCAAGCCAGGAAACGGUACAGAGACAGAUUAAAGUAUUUCAAUGAUCACAUAAAUGACAUUGUGAAGAUCCAGGCUUUUAUUCGUGCCAACAAAGCUCGUGAUGACUACAAAACCCUGAUCAAUGCCAGUGAUCCACCCAUGGCAGUUGUCCGCAAAUUCGUCCACCUCUUGGACGAAAGUGAUCAAGACUUUCAGGAGGAGAUGGAAGUAAUGAAGCUUCGAGAAGAAGUGGUGACCUUGCUCAGGUCCAACCAGCAGCUGGAGAAUGAUCUUAACCUCAUGGAUAUCAAGAUUGGCCUUCUUGUAAAAAACAAAAUUACAUUGCAGGAUGUUGUCUCACACAGUAAAAAGUUAACCAAGAAAAACAAGGAACAGCUUUCUGAUAUGAUGAUGCUAAAUAAGCAAAAAGGAGGGCUGAAGGCGCUGAGCAAAGAGAAGAGGGAAAAACUGGAAGCUUAUCAGCAUCUGUUUUACUUACUGCAGACAAACCCAACUUACCUGGCCAAGCUCAUCUUCCAGAUGCCGCAAAACAAAUCCACCAAAUUUAUGGAUUCUGUCAUUUUUACACUCUAUAAUUAUGCUUCCAAUCAGAGAGAGGAAUAUCUUCUUUUACGCCUGUUCAAGACCGCACUUCAGGAAGAGAUAAAAUCUAAAGUGGAUCAGAUUCAGGAAAUCGUCACUGGAAACCCCACAGUAAUUAAGAUGGUGGUCAGUUUUAACAGAGGAGCACGUGGCCAGAAUGCUUUGAGGCAAAUUCUAUCGCCAGUAGUGAAAGAAAUAAUGGAUGACAAAUCAUUAAAUAUCAAAACUGAUCCUGUGGAUAUCUACAAAUCCUGGGUGAAUCAGAUGGAAUCUCAGACUGGGGAAGCCAGCAAGCUACCCUAUGAUGUCACACCAGAGCAAGCAAUGACACACGAGGAAGUGAGAAACAGACUGGACUCUUCCGUCAAAUACAUGCGUACAGUAACAGACAAAUUCCUUGCUGCCAUUAUCAGCUCAGUGGAUAAGAUCCCAUAUGGCAUGCGUUACAUUGCAAAGGUUCUUAAAGAUACACUCCAUGAAAAGUUUCCUGAUGCAGGCGAAGAUGAAUUGUUGAAGAUAGUGGGAAAUCUGCUGUAUUAUCGCUACAUGAACCCAGCAAUUGUGGCCCCUGAUGCCUUUGACAUCAUUGACAUAUCUGCUGGAGGACAGCUGACCACAGAUCAACGUAGGAACCUGGGUUCUAUUGCCAAGAUGCUCCAACAUGCUGCUUCCAACAAGAUGUUCAUUGGAGACAAUGCCCACCUGAGCAUCAUCAAUGAAUAUCUCUCACAAUCCUACCAGAAAUUCAGGCGCUUUUUCCAGUCGGCCUGUGAAGUCCCAGAGCCGGAGGACAAAUUUAAUGUGGAUGAAUAUUCUGAUCUGGUGACCCUCACAAAACCAGUGAUUUAUAUCUCCAUUGGAGAAAUUGUCAAUACCCACACUCUGCUGCUAGAUCACCAGGAUGCCAUCGCUCCAGAACACAAUGACCCAAUUCACGAGUUGUUGGAUGACCUUGGAGAAGUUCCCACCAUUGAGGCUCUCAUAGGUGAAGGACCUGCCGCUACAACUGAUGCCAACAAGGAGAUUCUGGGAAAGACUGAGGUUUCCUUGACGUUAACCAACAAAUUUGAUGUGCUUGGGGAUGAGAAUGCAGAGAAAGAUGCAAAGACAAUCCUGCUAAAUACAAAACGUCUUAUCGUGGAUGUGAUUCGAUUUCAGCCUGGUGAGAGCCUUACUGAAAUCCUGGAAACUCCAGCCAGCAAUGAACAGGAAGCAGAUCACCAGAGAGCUAUGCAGAGACGUGCAAUUAAGGAUGCUAAGACCCCAGACAAGCUUAAAAAGGCCAAAUCUUUAAAGGAAGACAACAACCUCAGCCUUAAAGAGAAGAAAGAGAAAAUACAAGCAGGAUUAAAGAAGCUGACCGAGCUGGGAAUGGUGAACCCAGAAAAUCAUUACCAGGAUCUCAUCAAUGACAUUGCCAAGGACAUCCGUAAUCAAAGGCGAUAUCGUCAGAGAAGAAAGGCAGAGCUUGUGAAGCUUCAGCAGACUCACUCAGCUCUGAAUUCGAAGGCUGUAUUCUAUGAAGAGCAGGUUGACUAUUAUAAGAGCUACAUAAAGACUUGCUUAGACAACUUGGCAAGCAAGGGAAAAGUGUCUAAGAAACCAGGACAAGCGAAAGGGAAGAAGAGUAAGAAGAUAUCCCUGAAAUAUUCUGCUGCUCGACUCCACGAGAAAGGCGUGCUGCUGGAGAUUGAAGAUUUACAAGUAAACCAGUUCAAAAACGUGAUCUUUGAAAUUGCUCCAACGGAGGAAGUUGGGGAUUUUGAAGUGAAAGCCAAGUUCAUGGGUGUGCAGAUGGAAACUUUCAUGUUACAUUAUCAGGAUCUUCUCCAGCUUCAAUAUGAGGGAGUUGCAGUCAUGAAAAUGUUUGAUCGUGCAAAAGUCAAUGUAAACCUCCUCAUCUUCCUUCUAAAUAAGAAAUUCUACGGAAAAUAAGAUGUGACUGUCAAGAGUCUGGCACAGAGAAGAGAGGAGAACUGCACAUUUUGUUCCAUCUUCGAUAAAGACAUACAAUACCUACAAUCGAAACCAAGUACCUUUCUGAGGGUCACAACUCAGCAAGCAUCCUGCUAAUGGAACUAAAGGAAGCUUCACCACCUUACUAUAAUGUUACAUAUGAAAUGGUAUCUUAAGGGUUAAAGAAUGAUUUUCAAUAGAGAACAGUGAUUAGCUCAGGACAGAACUGGUCCUUCUGCACUAACUCGAUACAUAUGAUGCGCGUUGUAUUUUUUU
Molecule: messenger RNA, 5402 nt
Organism: Spea bombifrons (plains spadefoot toad)
Lineage: Eukaryota; Metazoa; Chordata; Amphibia; Anura; Pelobatidae
Gene: IQGAP1
Product: IQ motif containing GTPase activating protein 1
Exons: 38
Coding region: 132-5105 (1657 amino acids)
Biological process (GO): regulation of GTPase activity; regulation of actin cytoskeleton organization
Cellular component (GO): nucleus; cytoplasm
Molecular function (GO): GTPase activator activity; calmodulin binding; actin filament binding
Source: RefSeq, a predicted model, not a curated record